This is a messenger RNA of Cornus florida, 1836 nucleotides long. RefSeq names its product F-box protein SKIP24. Bases 107 to 943 code for a protein of 278 amino acids. The transcript is spliced from 5 exons. Gene Ontology annotation, molecular function: protein binding. Lineage: Eukaryota; Viridiplantae; Streptophyta; Magnoliopsida; Cornales; Cornaceae. The record is from RefSeq and is a predicted model, not a curated record.
AAUACCAAUACGUGCUCGGUUCGGUUGUGAUGUCCGGUUCUACACUUCAACUCGAUAAUUGUUGAUAGAUAGAGCGGUACGAAAUAUAACGCUCCAGUAAUUAAGGAUGUCAUUUCUACCGGACGAGCUUUGGAGACGAAUAUUAGAGAUUGGAGUCCAAAACCCUAAUUCAGUACUGACCUUCAAAGAUCUCUGUUGCCUUUCCAUCUCUUGCAGACGCCUCGAUCGAUUGUCCAGCGAUGAUCUUCUCUGGUCCGUUUUACUCUCUUCUGAUUUCCCUCAAACCCAAGAUUCAUCACGUUCUUCUUCUACCUCAUCAUCAUCAACCAAUUCUUCAUCCAAGACCCUCUAUAAGAUCAGGUUUGAGAUAGAAAGAGAACGAAAACGGUUAGUCCAUCGAAGGGCUGUUUUCAGAAUAGAGAGUCAGAUUCUCGAGCACUCCAGGAAACUUCGACAGAUACGGGUUCGGCUAGCAGAAGAGAGUGAGAAAAUGAAGACUGCAGUCGCAGAGUUAUCAAAUUUACACAAAGUCAGGCAAGCUUCAGUGGCAUUGAAAGUGUGGCAGCCAGAAUUUAUACGUGGUAGGCAAAAACAAAUAGUUGAGCAGUGUGCUGUGCCUGCUGAUUCUCGAAUAAAUGCGCUUGAGAUGGAACUUAGGCUUUGUAAGCAGCAGAGUGUAGUAUUCAAUAAGAAUUAUAGAGAUGAAAAGAAAAGGCUUGAUGCAGCAAAGGAACAGUUGGAGUCGUUAAAGUAUCACCCAUUACGAGAUUUUAACUUGACUAGUGGAGGGAUUGGUGAAUGUGGCAUCAAGAAAAGAAAGUUGAAAAAAUGCGUAGACUGUGUAAGCUCAUAUGAAACAAGGCAAAACAUCAUAUGGAUAGGUUGCCUAAUGGAAGAAUUUAGUACGACCUUUUCUCAAUAUCCCCUGGUGUGCACAUUGUGAGCGGAUGCUGGACUUGUACUAGGUCCAUGUUCUGCCUUGAAGCGUGCGGUCCAAACAAGUAUAAUUGCUGACGGUGGUAUCUAACAGUUUCAAGUUGAUGACGGGGUUUCUGACAGUCUUUGUUUCAGGCUAAGACGUCAGGGAGAGCUCUGACGGGAAAGAGAAAUAAAGUCGUUUAGUUUGAUUAUCAACCUAUUCUAUUUCGGAUCGAAGAUGUAUACAUGUAUUUGUAAUAUAGAGGAUGGAUCGUGAAGUGGUGAGAGUGUUGGUUAUGUCAUUCCCUCCUUUACUGUAAUGAAACUUAUGCAAGUACCCAAGAACGUGGUAGUAGGGAUAAACGGGCUGCUUAGCCUGGUCCCCCACCCGGUUUGAACUUUAUCUGACCGAUCCUGGCUGGUCAUAAACACGUAAAUGAAGGCCAAAGAUUGUGGUGCAGUUCAUCCUCAUGUCACAUUUAAGCUUUUUGUAUCAUAUCUGUGCUUUUAUGGUGAGCCUGAAUCGUCCACUCGUAAGGCCUUUCUAGAACUGUUUUAAAGUGAUUCCUAUUUAUAAUGGUUAUAUAAUAGAACUGUUUUGAAGGCCAAAGAUUGUGGUGCAGUUCAUCCUCAUGUCACAUUUAAGCUUUCUGUAUCAUGUCUGUGCUUUUAUGGUGAGCCUGAAUCGUCCACUCGUAAGGCCAUUCUAGAACUGUUUUAAAGUGAUUCCUUUUUAUAAUGGUUAUAUAAUAGAACUGUUUUGAAGCCCAAAGAUUGUGGUGCAGUUCAUCUUCUUCUUCUUUUUUUUUUUUUUUUUUGGGGUUUAAAACAAUUCAGGUAGAAUUAGCAUCUUGUGUCAAUAUUACAUCACUUUGUAUAAUGCUUAUAUAAUAUAACUAUGCCUGGCUUUUAAUCGUA